GACUUUUCGAAGGGUAAAUAAAGAGGAGUGUUUCAUGACAAUUUCAUGAAACAUAUUGGUGGAAAACAAUUCGUAAUUCAGUUUCAAAGCGUCUCAGUACCGAGAGGUUCCUCAACAUGUCUCACAAUUCCCAAGUGCGUCAAAAUUUUCACAAAGAUUGCGAAGAUGCCAUCAAUAAACAAAUCAACUUGGAAUUUUUCGCCAGUUACACAUAUAUUUCGAUGGCCGCCUACUUCGACAGAGACGACGUCGCUUUGCCGGGUUUCACCAAAUAUUUCAAAGAUUGCAGCGUAGAAGAGAGGGAGCAUGCUUGGAAACUGAUCGAAUAUAUGAAUAAGAGAGGAGGUCACACAGUUCUCACGGAAAUAUCUGCUCCAGAAAAACAGGAAUGGGGAACUGCGCAAGAGGCAAUGCACGCAGCCCUAGAAUUAGAAAAAAGUGUCAAUGAGAGUCUACUCCAUUUGCAUAGUGUUGCUUCAGGUCAUAUGGACGUCAAUUUAUGUGAUUUCUUGGAGACACACUAUCUUCAAGAACAAGUCGAUGCUAUCAAGGAAAUAGCAGAUCAUGUAACCAAUUUGAAACGAGUUGGUGAAGGAUUGGGCACUUUCAUGUUCGACCAACAAUUACACAGCUCUUCUUAAAAUUGUACUUCAUUUACAUAUAGGCAUUAUAGGAAAAAAUGGGCUUUCUCGACAUAAUCUAGAUAGGUUACAAUGAAUUUCUUAAAAUCCUGUAAUCAUUUUAUUGUUAUGGAAAUUCAUUCAGUGAUCAAUGAUAUAUAUAUUGAAAUAUUUUAAUGGUUAUCCACGAUUAUUAUUCAUUCGAACAAAAUGUGCAUGGAUCACUUUUUGAACAUUGGAUCAGAGAGUAUCGUCUGAUGAAAUGGUUAUUUAGAAGCUCAGACACUGUUUUUAUGUAACAUUAUAGUCAAUAUAUGAAUUCAAUUAAUAGUUGUUGAUAAUAUUAGUGAUAUUAAAAAUUAAAAAGGUUGAAAAUUUUUC
Molecule: messenger RNA, 1001 nt
Organism: Coccinella septempunctata (seven-spotted ladybird)
Lineage: Eukaryota; Metazoa; Arthropoda; Insecta; Coleoptera; Coccinellidae
Product: soma ferritin-like
Exons: 3
Coding region: 117-641 (174 amino acids)
Biological process (GO): iron ion transport; intracellular iron ion homeostasis
Cellular component (GO): cytoplasm
Molecular function (GO): ferrous iron binding; ferric iron binding
Source: RefSeq, a predicted model, not a curated record